CAGCUGAAAAUUCUGUUUCGCUUGGACUCGUACGUGCGUGGAGUUAUCGGCUGGAGUUCACUUUUCCUCGUCUCCUGCAGAAACUGAAUUUGGAGCCUCUUGCAACGGAAUUCGGAGUGCUCCAUCAGCAUUCGGUUUUGCUUGGGACAAAAUUAAUCGAGGCGCCGGAGUUUACUCUCCUUUUUCUUUUCAGGAUACAUAAUUUUGUAUCGAAUAAGAAAGACGUGUAUCCUAUACUGGGCCGGGUAUUUGGUUUCGAAAAAAUUAUAUUAAUGGGCCGGGUAUGGACAACUAUACUGCGUCAGGUCUCGUCCCCUUCUCCGGCGGUCCGGCCUCGUCUUCACGAAGCUCCCAAGUCGUGAAGCUUCACCAGCUCCCUCGACUCCGCGCUGGGCUGGACUCGCCGGAAUCCGUCUCGUGGCUUCGCUUCCUCGUCCGUCGCAGUCGCCGGGAUCUAGGGUUCUCACUUCGACGUCUGGACCUCACCCAAACUCCACCUUAUCCUCAGGGUCUGGAGCACCAAGAGACGAGUCUGAGAAGUCUUUUCUCUGAGAACAAAAAAUGUGAGGAUUCAUCACCAGUGACGGCGAGCGCUUGUGGUCACAGGAGGAGGGUUAGAGGAGGAGGAGGAGGAGGUGCAGUGACGAUAUGUUCACGAACGCUCAGCGCCAGGUUGAGCGCACCGGCCGCGGCGGCACCCCGAGAGAGCAGUACCUUCAGGACCUCGUGACCCAGUUCCAGGACUCCACAGACGAAGAGUCCAAAGAGAGGAUAGUUGCAAACUUGGCAAAUUUCGCUUAUGAUCCUUAUAACUAUGCCUUUAUGCGUCAGGUUGAUGAUUCCAAGUGCCUUUUAUUUUGGCUGAAUAUUCUCGAGUUGUUCUUGGACUGCAUUACGGAGCCAAAUGAAAGGCUUGUUGAGUUUGGUGUUGGUGGAAUAUGUAAUUCAUGUGUUGAUCCAGCAAACGCUUCAGUCAUUACUCAAUGUGGCGGGAUCCCAUUGGUUGUGCAAUGCUUAUCUAGCCCAGUUAAGAACACUGUGAAUUAUGCACUUGGAGGCUUGUACUACUUAUGCAACCCUUUGACAAAAAAGGAGAUUCUGAAACCGGACGUGCUUAGGGUGAUAAGAGACUAUUCUGCAGCUGGAGCUGUUAACAGCAGCUUCAGCAAUCUGGCAAAUGCAUUCCUGGACAAGCACGUCAACUCAUGACCUUUUUCCAGAGGACUAGGCUUGUAGCAUGUCAUCUGCUAGACACAAGAGAGGAGAUGAUGUUAGUACAUGAAUUACCAUCCUGUAGCCAUGUAUCCAAGCACUGUAAUAAACAGAAAUGACAUAAAUCUGAAAAUUUUACCUGUGAAAACUCAGUAAGUUCAUCAGCACUGUUGUCUUGUCUCAAUAGUAUUUUCUUCAAGACUA
Molecule: messenger RNA, 1416 nt
Organism: Brachypodium distachyon (stiff brome)
Lineage: Eukaryota; Viridiplantae; Streptophyta; Magnoliopsida; Poales; Poaceae
Product: armadillo repeat-containing protein 7
Exons: 7
Coding region: 649-1209 (186 amino acids)
Molecular function (GO): protein binding
Source: RefSeq, a predicted model, not a curated record